GCAAAAAUAAAAGAAGAAUAGGCUAAAAGAAAUUUUGAAUAUUUUAAUUAUAUAUUUUUGUUACAAUUUUGCCGAAAGUCAACUGUCGGCACUUUGCUAAAAAAAAAACUAGACGGCUGUAUAGAAAUCGAAGGAGGCGGUUGCCAAAAAGAAAGAAGACCUCCAAGAUUCUCAAUCAUUUUUUGUGAGUGAACCUUACCACAGAGCUGUGAAGUGAAUCAAAUCGGAGAAAAUCAGGCAAGGUCGUCACUGUUGUCUCAGUAAAAAAAAAUAUAAAAUUCAACAAAAGCAACAUGGACGUAUUCCUGAUGAUUAGAAAGCACAAGACUACCAUCUUCACGGAUGCCAAAGAGAAUACAUCGGUGGCCGAACUUAAACGCAUGCUGGAAGGUAUUUUAAAAGUUAAACCAUCAGACCAGCGUUUGUACAACCAAGACAAUGAUAUUAUGGAAGAUGACAAUACUUUACAGGAUUAUGGUAUCACUAUGUCAACAGCUAAAGCGCAAGCACCGGCCCAAUUAGGUUUGGCUUUAAGAAAGGAAAACGGCGACUUCGAAUCACUCGAUGUUACAUCAUAUUCAUCUCCACCAGAUUUACCAGAAGUUAUGAAAAAUCAAGAGGCAGCAAAUGGCAAGGAACAAGUGGCAUAGAUGCAUACAUUUAAGAUUGAGACAGCAACAUGCAAAGAACAUGCAGUAGUAAUUUAGCAAAGAACAUAACAACAAAUCUUUCGAAAUCAUAAAAUCAAUUAACAACUUCUCCUUUCAUUUAAUUUAAACAAAUAUUUAAUAUUUAAAACUAUUUAAGUCGAAUGAAGAAAUAAACAAACACCGAGCAGUGGCAAAAAUAUAGUUAUGUACACAACCGAUUACGAAACGUCAUCGUCCUCCAUCCUACAUUCUAGGAAAGUAACAACUGCUAAUUAAAAUGGUUUUUUGAGAGGAAACCGCAAGCUUACUAUAACGGUGCUAAAAACUGCAAGCGUUUGAACUUCUAUAUGAAUAAGGUUCUGUUUUUUUUAUUGCAUUGCAUGGAGAGAAGAAGGGCUCAAUUUAAUUGUAUGGAGAUUUUUUUCUUUUGGUUUUUUGUCUUAAAUCUAAUUGUAAAUCUAAAAGCAAAUAAAUUAUUAUAAGCUAAGGAAAACAACAUACAUACAAUUAAUUCAUACGAACAAUUCAACCCGACGUUUUCAUUGCUUAAUUUAUAUUAUAAAGAAUGUUUUAUUUUAGACAACAAAUGGAACUUGUUAGGAAAAAUAUAAGUGAGUGAAAUAUUUUCGAAUAAAGGCCUUGUUGAAUUUCGUUAA
Stomoxys calcitrans (stable fly) is the source of this 1306-nucleotide messenger RNA. It is a transcript of the gene EloB, whose product is annotated as elongin-B. Gene Ontology annotation, biological process: transcription elongation by RNA polymerase II. NCBI's taxonomy places the organism in Eukaryota, Metazoa, Arthropoda, Insecta, Diptera, Muscidae. Gene Ontology annotation, cellular component: elongin complex; VCB complex. The coding region runs from base 294 to 650 and encodes 118 amino acids. The record is from RefSeq and is a predicted model, not a curated record. Gene Ontology annotation, molecular function: protein binding. The transcript has 4 exons.